UUUUUGAAUGAAAUGAAUGACAUUCUAGGUCGUUAUAUGGAAAUAACCUUCCACAGUUUGUGCCCCAAUAAAGUAUCCCCGAUAUUCGGAGAUUUCAUGAGUAUGCAAGGAUACUAUGAGGAUUUAGAUUUCGCAAAGUUGCGUGUAUAUAUAAACAAGCAAAUGGUGGAGUAUAAUAACUUCCCAGGCAUGGCGCGUAUGAGCUUGGUUUUCUUCAAAGAGGCCAUUGAACACGUUGCUCGUAUUCUGAGAGUAAUAUCACAACCCAGGGGCCAUAUGCUGAACAUUGGCAUAGGCGGUUCGGGAAGACAGGUGAUAGUGAAAUUGGCCGCUUUCAUCUUGGAAAUGGGUGUAUUUCGAAUUGAAGUUACCAAAAAGUACAAGACACCUGAUUUUAAGAAGGACUUGAAAAAUUUGUAUAAAACCACAGGUGUUAAACAGCGACCGACUAUCUUCAUUUUUAGUGGAGAACAAGUGGUGGAAAGUACCUUUUUAGAAAUAAUUAAUAACAUGUUAAGCACUGGUGAAAUUAAUUUGUUUAAAUCUGAUGAAUUUGAAGAGCUGAAAACUGAACUAGAGCGGCCGGCUAAAAAGGCUGGUGUACAAUUGACGACAGAAGCUUUGUAUAAUUUCUUCAUGAAAAAUGUACGGGAUAAUAUGCAUCUUGCGUUAUGUAUCAGCCCGAUAGGGGAAGAGUUCCGAUCAUAUAUACGACAAUACCCAGCACUAAUUAACAACACAACACCAAACUGGUUUAGAAUGUGGCCUCAGGAAGCCCUAUUAGAAGUUGCCGCAACAUUUCUGGCCGAAUUCAAAAUAGAUGUGCCAGUACCGGGUAAAGAAAUAGAGAAGACACGCGAAACUUUAAUAGAGAGCAAAGAGGAUAUAUUGCAACGUGACGUAGCAUAUAUUUUCUCCGUGAUCCACUCAUCUGUAAGAGAAAUGUCAAAUAUUAUGUUUUUGGAAGUCAAACGGCGUAACUAUGUUACGUCUUUAAAUUACUUACAACUUGUAAGUGGCUUCAAAGAACUAUUAGAAAAUAAGCGCUUCGAAGUUUCUUCUGCCGCUAACAAGUUGCGUAAUGGUUUGUCCAAAAUUGCUGAAACUCAAGAGAAAGUGAGUGAAAUGUCUGAAGAAUUGAAAAUCAGUUCUGAACAGGUGAAGGUAUUAGCAACAGAAUGUGAGGACUUUAUUGCCGUUAUAGAGGUUCAAAAGGCUGAAGCUACCGACGCGAAGGACAAAGUAGAUGCUGAGGCAGUUAUAAUAAAGCGUGAAGAAGUGGUUUGCUUAGACUUGGCGGCCACAGCUCGAGCUGAUUUAGAGGUUGUGCUGCCGAUGAUUGAUGCUGCUGUGAAAGCCUUGGAUGCCUUAAACAAAAAGGAUGUGUCCGAAGUGAAAUCUUACGGUAGACCACCGAUGAAGAUCGAAAAGGUGAUGGAAGCAGUAAUGAUUCUGCUAGGUAAAGAACCAACAUGGGAAAACGCUAAAAAAGUACUGGGCGAAACAACCUUUUUGAAUGAUCUAAAAAAUUUUGAUCGAGAUCAUAUUCCUGAAAAAACGUUGAAACGCAUUGCCAUAUAUACUAAGAACCCGGAAUUGGAACCAGAUAAAGUGGGUAUUGUGUCGGUGGCUUGCAAAUCUCUGAUGUUAUGGGUAAUGGCCAUUGAAAACUAUGCAAAAGUAUACCGUAUUGUGGCUCCAAAGCAAGAGAGGUUAGAUAAUGCAAUGCGCUCGCUAGCCGAGAAGCAAGCUCUUCUGGCUGCAGCCAAAGCAAAAUUGGACGAAUUGAAUGCUCGACUUGCGGAGUUAUAUAAGCAACUGAAUGAGAAAACUGAACUAUUAAACGAGCUAAGGUUGAGAGAAGAGAAACUUCGUAAGCAAUUAGAAAGAGCUAUAAUACUGGUCGAAUCAUUAUCGGGAGAACGAGAACGUUGGAUUGAUACAGUUGCUGCCCUAGAUGCUAGAUUUCUGAAACUACCCGGAGAUUGUUUGCUUGCCACAGCUUUCAUGUCAUACUUGGGGCCUUUCGAUACAAAAUAUCGUGAAUUGUUAUUACAAGAGUGGAUUAAUCUAAUUAAAGACAAAGCUGUUCCCGCAACUGAUGAAUUGAAACUCACUACAUUUUUGUCUGAUGCAGUAACUAUACGUGAGUGGAACAUCCAAGGACUACCGGCUGACGAUUUUAGCACUGAAAAUGGUGUCAUUGUAAUGGAAAGCAGUCGUUGGCCUUUGAUUAUUGAUCCUCAGAUGCAAGCCAAUACAUGGGUGAAAAAUAAUGAAGAAAAAAACGAUUUAAAAAUUAUUGAUUUCACACAACCUGACUAUUUACGCACCCUAGAAGGUGCUCUAAUGAAUGGAAAUCCUGUUUUAUUGCAAAAUGUUGGGGAAGUUAUCGAUCAGGCCAUUAACCCUAUAUUACGUAAAAGUUAUACAUUGCAGGGAGGCCAGAAGUUAAUUAAAUUCAAUGAUAAAUAUCUCAGUUUUAAUGAAAAUUUCCGUUUGUACAUAACAACGAAAAUGACGAACCCGCAUUAUCCACCGGAGGUAUCAUCGAAGACUACCAUUGUUAAUUUUGCUUUGAAACAGGAUGGUCUGCAAGCUCAACUUUUGGGUAUUAUAGUCCGAAAGGAGAAGCCCUCUUUGGAAGAACAAAAGGAUGAGCUAGUUUUGACUAUAGCGAGAAAUAAGCGUACUCUUAUUGAUUUGGAUAAUGAAAUUUUACGUUUGCUUAAUGAGAGUCGAGGAUCUCUGCUAGAGGAUGACGAGUUGUUUGCUACUCUGCAGAAGUCACGACAAACUUCGAUAUUGGUCAAAGAAUCGCUGAGCAAUGCGGAGGUAACGGAAGUUGAAAUAGAUAUGGCACGUCAAGAAUAUCAACCAGCAGCUGAAAGAGCUUCGAUUCUAUUCUUCGUACUUAUGGAUAUGUCUAAGAUUGACCCCAUGUACGUAUUUUCCUUGGCCGCCUACAUUUUGCUGUUCACACAAUCUAUAGAGCGAAGCCCAAAACAUCAAAUUGUUGCUGAACGUAUUCGCAACAUAAAUGACUAUCACACCUACGCUAUGUACAAAAAUACUUGUCGCGGCUUAUUCGAAAAGCAUAAACUACUCUUCUCCAUACACAUGACUGCGCAGAUAUUAUCUAAUGCUGGUCGUUUAGUAGAAGAAGAGUACAAUUUUAUUUUGAAAGGCGGCAUUGUAGUGGAUAAGCAAGGUCAACCACCGAACCCAUCACCAGGUUGGAUAAAUGAACAAUCCUGGGAUAAUAUCACAGAACUUGACAAAGUUCCAGGUUUCCAUGGGAUUAUUGACUCAUUUGAAUCUACCGCCAAAGCUUGGCAUGUUUGGUACGCCACCACAACACCCGAAACAGAGGAUUUGGUGGGAGAGUGGAAUGAUAAACUCACAGAUUUUCAAAAAAUAUGUGUUGUACGUUGUUUGAGGGCGGAUCGCGUUUCUUUUUGUCUCACGCAGUUCAUUAUAAACGCUUUGGGACCUCGUUAUGUGGAACCACCCGUUCUCGAUUUGAAAGUUACUUUCGAAGAAUCCAUCGCUCAGACCCCACUCAUAUUUGUAUUGUCACCAGGCGUAGAUCCUACGCAGUCUCUUCUAACUUUAGCUGAGCAGACUAAAAUGUCUUCGCGUAUGUUUUCUUUAAGUUUAGGCCAAGGCCAGGCGCCGGUAGCUACAAAAAUGAUUAUGGAUGGUAUACGCGACGGCAACUGGGUCUUUUUGGCCAACUGCCAUUUAUCACUCAGCUGGAUGCCGACCUUAGAUAAAAUUAUUGCUACUAUGCAAACAAUGAAGUUGCACAAACGUUUUCGUCUGUGGCUCAGCUCAAGCCCUCAUCCAGACUUUCCUAUUUCCAUUUUACAAACUGGUAUUAAAAUGACUACAGAACCUCCACGUGGGAUAAAGGCAAACAUGAAGCGUUUAUAUAACAAUGUCAAUGAAGUAAAUUUCGAUCUCGCCACGGAUGCUCCCAAAUAUAAAAAGUUGCUCUUUGCUCUUUGCUUCUUUCACACUAUAUUACUUGAGCGAAAGAAGUUUCUUCAAUUAGGGUGGAACGUUGUUUAUAGUUUUAAUGAUUCGGAUUUUGAGGUGUCGGAAAGCUUGCUGCUUUUGUACUUGAAUGAAUACGACGAGACGCCGUGGGGUGCUCUCAAAUAUUUAAUAGCAGGCGUGAACUAUGGCGGGCACGUAACUGAUGAUUGGGAUCGACGCCUGCUAACCACUUACAUUAAUCAAUUCUACUGUGAUGACACCUUAAAAAUUUCCAAAUAUCGUUUGUCUUCUCUUCCUAAUUAUUUUAUACCGCUCGAAGGGGAUCUACAAUCGUAUUUAGAUCAAAUACAACAAUUUCCGAAUUUUGACAAACCGGAAGCAUUUGGCCAACAUCCAAAUGCGGAUAUUGCGUCCUUGAUUGGUGAAACACGUUUGCUUUUCGAAACUUUAGUUUCCAUGCAAGUGCAAACUGCGACCUCAGCGGGCGAGAGUAAAGAAAGUAAGGUUUUGAAAUUGGCCAAUGACAUAUUUCUUAGCACCCCGGAUGAACUGAAUUACGAACAAACGGCCAAACUGAUCGGUUUAAAUCGCAUGCCGCUUGAAGUGGUUCUCUUGCAAGAAAUUGAACGUUAUAACGAUCUCUUGCGUAGAAUGAAACGCCAUUUGCUUGACGUACAAAGAGGUAUAAAAGGUCUUGUUGUGAUGAGCACUGAACUGGAAGACAUUUAUCAGUCAAUCUUUGACGGGCGGGUUCCACUCGCUUGGCUUAAAGCUUAUGCCUCUGAAAAGCCUUUAGCUGCAUGGUCUCGUGAUUUAGUAUUCCGCAUAGAACAUUUUGCUCAGUGGGCCAGAACCUUACGUCCACCGACAUUGUUCUGGUUGGCCGCUUACACUUUCCCGACCGGAUUUAUAACGGCGGUGUUGCAAACUUCCGCUAGAACGACGCGCACACCUAUUGAUGAACUAGGCUGGGAUUUUUAUGUAUUUGUUGAGGAAGAUGCUGCCGCUGCACGUAUUGUGCGCGAAGGUGGUGGUGUAUAUGUGCGCAGUUUGUAUUUGGAGGGAGCUGGAUGGCUACGAAAAGGUCAAUGUCUUUGCGAUCCCUCACCUAUGGAGCUGGUCACACCCAUGCCAGUGAUACACUUCAGGCCAGUCGAACAACUAAAGAAACGUGCACGCGGCGUAUAUGCUUGCCCUUCUUAUUAUUAUCCACAGCGCGCGGGUUCUUACGUUAUUGCGGUGGAUUUAAAGGCUGGUACAGAAAAAGCAGAUUACUGGAUUAAACGCGGCACCGCUCUUCUUUUGAGUUUGAACUUAUAAGCCUUUUGUAAAUUUUAACUUGAUUCUCUUUGCAUUACAAAGAAAUACAUUUAUGUUACUCCUUUCUUAUCCUAUGUUAUUUCUGAUAAGAGUUAGUUCAAUUUUCUUGUCGCCGCAGUUUUGAUCGCAACAAUGCGUCUAAAGAGUUUAAAUUCGUAAUGAGAGGAUUUGAAUUUCCAAAUAUAAAACGACGAGAGACAGAUAUAAAAUGUCUAUUGGUCUUUAAUAGCAAUGACAACUGCGUUUCUUUUUGUGCACGCUCUUUCCGUUUCUUAUCAGUUCAUUCUUUUACCUCUUUGCUUGUCCGUACAGUCGGCCACAUGUCGCACUUUUCUCUCUGCGUUCCACGCACUCGGCACGCUAUCUAAAUAGACUUUGGCCAAUUUUAGAUGCAUUUUUUCUUUUUUCUUGAUUGAAAUUGAAAAGUUUGUCUGCUGACACUUGGGAUUCAUUAGCACAUUGUGAUAUUGCACAGGCGUCCUUCGUGUAGCACGAUUAAUU
Messenger RNA from Glossina fuscipes, 5823 nucleotides. RefSeq names its product dynein heavy chain 2, axonemal-like. The annotation marks the transcript as partial. Gene Ontology annotation, cellular component: dynein complex. Gene Ontology annotation, molecular function: dynein light intermediate chain binding; minus-end-directed microtubule motor activity; dynein intermediate chain binding. Gene Ontology annotation, biological process: microtubule-based movement. NCBI's taxonomy places the organism in Eukaryota, Metazoa, Arthropoda, Insecta, Diptera, Glossinidae. The transcript is spliced from 6 exons. The record is from RefSeq and is a predicted model, not a curated record.